AUGGCAAUGACGGCGUGCACAGAUUUGGGAAAACAAAAGGCCACGACGUCCUCCAGCCCGACCCCAUGCUAUGCUAAAUUCGAUGCGAGCUGGCGCGAGCGAGAGUCCAGUUCUGAAGACAAUGGCGCAUUUUGUGGGAUCUUUCGUCACCCAUGGAUCGAAGUUGCAGAGGAUGCCUCCGACAAGGUGCUCGGAGGUAAGGCUUUUGCUGUUUGA
Messenger RNA from Penicillium hordei, 216 nucleotides. RefSeq lists its product as uncharacterized. NCBI's taxonomy places the organism in Eukaryota, Fungi, Ascomycota, Eurotiomycetes, Eurotiales, Aspergillaceae. The transcript is spliced from 2 exons. The record is from RefSeq and is a predicted model, not a curated record. The coding region runs from base 1 to 216 and encodes 71 amino acids.